UCCACCUUCUCUUACCACUUCCUCAACCUGACGACUGACCCUAACAGCAUCAGUAUACUUCCCGUGGAGAUGUUUCCUGCAGACCCACCGCCGACUGUCAGUACUGGUGUAACGACAUCAGAAACAGGUCCAACUCAGAGUCAACCAGCUUCAUCUGCUAACAUGUCGACGACAGAAGAGCCACCAGAUCUCAACGAGACUGCCGUUGAACCAGACACAUUCUUCAGAGUUAAUCUGACCUUAAGUAUGACUGGCAGCCCGACAAAACCAGAGGACAUCAUUGAGAAAUGGGUUAAAGAACAGCUGCAGGUGAAUAAGACCAUGAUUGUGCUGAAUCUCAUCAUAAAAGAGUACUUCGGCAGGGACAUGGAGCAGUACAAUGGGCUAAUGAUUCUCCACAGCCAACAAAAACAAUAUUUCUGCACCUUUCAUGUUCAGGAGCAAAACAUGUUCAGUGUGGCAGAAGUUAAAACUUUUAUUAAUGCGGCUCUGACAUCAAAGUACGAUGAUGGCUCUGUUAUAAUUCAAACUACGAAUGUAGCCAUCAAGCACAUAAUGCCGGCAAACUGUUUAGAAGACAUUACUUCAACAAUCUAUGGAGUUUAUAUUUGGCCUGAAGCAUUUCCACAAGUCAUCCAAGACAUGAGAUGCAACGAGCCACAAUCAGAGAAAGCCUCCAGGCUUUGUCAGUUAAACAUUGAAACUGACGACACCAGCUGGGCUGAUCCUAACAUGACAAACUGCAAGCCGCUUGUGACCAUAUCAGACCUCAGCAAUAUCACUGUGACUACUGGUAACGCAGCUGAGGUUGUGGACAUGAUUCAGGACCUUGUCAAUGUUCAGUUAGGUGACAAUGCGGAGCUGUCAUCGUCCGAGCUGGACGCAGUGGUGAAGAAGCUCACAGAAGUGGUUGAUAUCAGCAUUGUCCAACCUGCUGUUGGUGCUGACAUCGUCCAUAUUGUUGCAAAUAUCCUGCUUUCCAAAACUGACAUCACUCCUGUGGCUAAUAUUGUCCUUGAUCUGACAGAUAGAAUGGGGAACAAUAUGGAUUUCCAAGAUGAGUCUGUCAGUAUAACAGCACCCUCGCUGGCCUUUUCCAUGAUCAACGUGGACCCAAAUGAAUUCAAUGGCCUCACCUUUGGAGUAUCCUCCCUUUCUUCAAUCCAGAAACCAGAGAUUUUUGUCAACCAGAGCUAUGUGGGUGAACCACUCCCUGACACAGACGCAACUAUCUCUUUGCCCUCUGAGCUCCAUAAUUUCCUCCCCGGAGACAGAAACAAAACUCGGGUCCAGUUUCAGUUCUAUGGAACGGAUGAACUUUUUCAGGACCCACACAUAACCAAUGCAACACACAGCAGCUGGAAAUUGAAUUCUUAUAUAGUAUCUGCCAGCAUUAAUGACAGCCACGUCAGCAACCUGACGGAUCGAGUGGUGGUGACCCUCAGCCACCGAACACAGAAACAGCCAGACGACAAGGUGCAGUGUAUGUUUUGGGAUUUCCAGAAAAAUGGUGGGCAGGGUGGUUGGAAUGGCAGCGGUUGUAUAACAGGAAAGGUUUCUGCUAAUCAGACCAGCUGUCUCUGUGAUCACCUCACACAUUUCGCUGUGCUCCUGGUGAGUCACUAUGAGUCUGACAGUCAGAUUCUGACAGUGAUCUCAUAUCUUGGUUGUGGUAUAUCCUCCAUCUUUCUGGGCAUCACUCUUCUCACCUACAUUGUUUUUGAGAUGCUGCGUCACGACUAUCCGUCUAAGAUACUCAUCAACCUGUCAGCUGCUCUGCUGGGGUUGAACAUGCUCUUCCUGCUAGACUCCUGGCUCUCGUCUUUUUCUAACUACGGUCUGUGCAUUGCCACGGCUGCAAUGCUACACUACUUCCUGCUGGCUUCUUUCACCUGGAUGGGCCUGGAGGCCGUGCAUAUGUACCUCGCACUGGUCAAGGUCUUCAACAUCUACGUUCCCUCCUACAUCCUAAAGUUCUGUGCUGUGGGAUGGGGUAUUCCUGUCGUCAUAGUCAGCGUGGCGCUGGCUAUAGAUAAAGAUGCUUAUGGGAACACUGUGACCGGAGAGGCUGUGGUGAUUCAGUCCACUGAUCAAUUCUGCUGGUUGAAGGAUGACGUCUUCUUCUACGUGUCAGUAGUGGCAUUCGUCCUCCUGAUCCUGUUGUGCAACAUCUCUGUGUUUAUCGUGGUUUUGGUCCAGAUCAGACAUAUGAGGGCCAAUAAGCACUCAGCAAACAGCAGCAGCUCGUUGCAUGACUUGAGGGCGGUGGCCAGUCUCACCGUCCUCUUGGGCCUGACGUGGUCAAUGGGCUUUUUUUCAUUUGGGCCAGGAAGAGUGGCCAUGAUUUACCUGUUCACCAUCUUCAACAGCUUUCAGGGGUUCUUUGUGUUUUUGUUCCACUGUCUGAUGAAAGAUAAUGUGAGGAAACAAUGGAGAAUCCACUUGUGCUGUGGGCGUUUCAGACUCAGCGAUUACUCAGACUGGAGCCGCUCUGUCACUGUGGGUGGACGCUGCAAAAAGGACCAUCUUGUUAACUCUGACUCAGGCGCUUCUGGCAACACCUCCACCAUCAGGAAGGUCUCUGAUUCCUCCACAGGAUCAGCACCAAACCACCACCAGGGGGCGUGAGUGGGCCUCCGUAGGUGCAAACCUGGACAGCUCAUUCUCCCUCUCAAGGUCCAUCAAUUACAAACACUGACGGCAGAAAGUAGAACAGGUCCAUGUCUGUUGUGGGCCGGCAGAGAUCAAAUAAACCACACGUUCAGCGAGAAACAAUGGGCCUGUG
Messenger RNA from Plectropomus leopardus (leopard coralgrouper), 2785 nucleotides. The record is from RefSeq and is a predicted model, not a curated record. Lineage: Eukaryota; Metazoa; Chordata; Actinopteri; Perciformes; Serranidae.